Molecule: messenger RNA, 459 nt
Organism: Caenorhabditis briggsae
Lineage: Eukaryota; Metazoa; Nematoda; Chromadorea; Rhabditida; Rhabditidae
Exons: 5
Coding region: 1-459 (152 amino acids)
Source: RefSeq, a predicted model, not a curated record
AUGGCUCUCCAACUAUUGAAACGACCUCGACCGCUUCCUGCUUUCAAAGACGAAGAAAAGGGAAUCUAUGCACAAUGGAAAAUUAAAGGAUUUUACUACCGAAAAGCGGGAUUUCCGAAAAUGUCUGUCAAAGGAGUAGCUAGAAUUCGAUACGCAAAAUUGGAAGUUGAAGGAAAACUUCCACAUUUUACAGUUUCAAAGCAAUUAGUAAAUAUUGGAUAUGUAGAAAAUGUGAAUGAUGAUAUUUUGGAUAUAAGAGGCUGUGACUUCCGGUUGCUAAUAUUUGGAGUUCAGCAUGUUGAAAUUAUUCGAGACUGGCUCCGUUUUCUGGUUAUAAGACAACGCAUUCCACACUCACUUAUGGGUCUUCCGUUUGAUUGGCAGGUGAAACCAAUACGAGAUGAUCAAGAAUUGCAACUAUCUCGCAUUUCACCGUUCCACUGCUUCAAAAUUUGGUGA